AUAAAUUAUUUGUCUUUUUAAAGUGCGCUGACGCUGGCCUGUCAAAAUUCUAGCAAAAAUUACAGAAAGUCAAAUAGCACAAAAACGGGAAACUAUGUUCAUGAAUUUAUUCAAUUUCGUAAAAGAUUUGUAAUUCUUAAUCUGGUCCCGAGUUUUUGUUGUCCACAUGGAAUAUUUAUGAGUUAUUGGUGCUACCGUAAGCUGUUUGCGGGCUUUUCCAAAAAUAAUGUCCAAUGGUGAUGAUGUACUAGACAACUGGGAAGAAAUCGACGAGGCUGGGCUCGACAGCAAAUUAAACCAAAUCAACAAAAUUCGAAAAGAACCUAGCAAUCAGAAUCAAGAGCAGCAACAAAAUAUGAGCGAUUUGGCAAUGUCUUUCCAUAAUAGUAUUCCAAUGAUGAUGGUUAUGCAACAGACAGAGAAUGAAUACAAAUCAUCCAACUAUACGACCGAAGUUAUGCCGACGGUUAAAAUUCUUAGAAGACCCGUGCAAAACAAUUCUGUUGCAAACAGAAGCAAUGGCGUACGACCAAAACAACCAAUUAAAACUCUUCAACAGCGUGAACAGGAAUAUGCAGAAGCAAGACUGAGGAUAUUAGGUUCUGCUAAAAACCCAGAAGAUGAUGUGGAAACAUCUUCCCAGAGCACCGCAGCCGCAACCGUUGAACUGUUGGACACAACCAUAUCGCUACCAAAUUCAGGCCAUACUUCUAAUAUCUCCACCAGUUUCACAAAACAAGCCGAUAGUGGUAGUGGAAGAGUCGCCGAAUCCAACUACUUUGCCCCGUCCUCUUCGAUGAUGGUCGGUGGCAUCAACAUGCGGUAUAAUGAAAACGUUUUGCGCAUGCCUAAAGGUCCAGAUGGGACGAGUGGAUUCCAAAUGCCACGGUAGUGCCUUCAACAUCAAAGUGCGAGCUUAAUUUCUGUUUUUAAUUCUUUAUAUUAUAUUAGUUAUAUUAUAUUUUAAUUUAGAUAUGUUCUUAUACAAAAAAAAAACUUUACGCAUUAAAACGUUCAAAAACAGAAUACUCGAUUUUCUGUAAUCUUAAAAUUUGAUUUUGCUUUAUAAUAAUUAUUUAAUUAGAAAUACUAAUGCAAGUAUAAAUAAAAGGCAAACAUUGUCUGGAUGAAAGAAAAAAAAAACAGAAUAACUUUUUUGUUUUUAAAAAUUUAAUUCAUAUUUAUUUUUUUAAAUAAAUCUAAAUGUAACUUGUAAAAAUUAUAAAGUGCUAUUGGCACAUUCCCAAUAUAAAAGAUUCUUUGUAGUAGUAAUUCUUUUUCUCGAUGGAGUUAGCUUAAAGUUGAUACAUUUUGGUGGCUCUAUUCUAUUUCUUUAUUUGAUUGAACGUUUGACUUAACGUCACUUAGUUUUUUUUUUUUAAUUAAAGAAGCAAACAAUUUUUGUGUAUCGUAUUCAAUUUGAUUGUAAAGCAAUCGUUUCCUUUUGAUAGAAGAUUUCCGUCUUGGAAAUUAUCUUAACUGUGAUAAUUUCACUAGUUUUUGAUAUAUGAAUUGAAGCAUGGAAACAUUCCCUCGUGGAUUCAUUUUGACGUCUUAGAAGUUUUAUGGGUAUCGGGAAGGAGUCCCACUUCUCUUUACAUCUCAAAUUCGCAUGAAAUACACAAGUGAAAUAUGACUAUCUGUUCCCCAACAACACAUUUUUCUCCUAUAUUUUCUAAAUAAUUUAUCGUUUAAAUCAGUUCUUCAACCAUGCAUAAUGUAAAAGAAAAAAUAAUCUAAUAUAUUAUUUAAUGAGGGUUAUUACUAACACAAAUUUUCAUUAGACUUUUUUGCUUCCUCGAAUUUCUUCUGAAUGUAGUUACAUGGUAAGAAAAUCCAGAAAAAGGUUCAGAGAUUUUCAAUAGCAAUAAAUGUUACCUAAGAGCUUUUGGUUUCUUUUUUAAUUAGUUAAAGAAAUAAUUUUAAUAUGGGUUUUUAUUUUAAAAUUAUUAGUUUAUUUCAUGUAAGAUUCUUAAAAAUGAGUCCUCAAUUCUACUGCUUUAAUUGGUAAAUAUUCUUUUCUCUGGAAAAGCAAAUUUACCUAUUUUAAAAGCACUUUCUGCUAUCACUUUAGCUUAAAGAUUUUACGAGAAUAAGACGUUACAUGAUCCAAAGCCAAAAUGUAACAACACAAUUUGUAAGCUAUGCUUUUCGUACAGUUUCAAGAAUUGUUAAUAUUUCUCGAAAAAAAAGAACGAACUACAAACAAGGCGCUUAAAUGACAACCUUAUAUUUCUCCCGCAUCCCCAAACAAACCCAUUGAAUUUGUAACUUUUAUCUUUUGUAUGCUUUUUAAAUUAAUUUUAUACACUAAGUUAUUUUCGGAACUGGAUCUUUAUUAAAGUGAUAUAAAUAUGUAUGUAUAACAAACAA
Eupeodes corollae is the source of this 2373-nucleotide messenger RNA. Its product is annotated as SUZ domain-containing protein 1. Bases 227 to 892 code for a protein of 221 amino acids. The transcript is spliced from 3 exons. The record is from RefSeq and is a predicted model, not a curated record. NCBI's taxonomy places the organism in Eukaryota, Metazoa, Arthropoda, Insecta, Diptera, Syrphidae.